Messenger RNA from Metarhizium brunneum ARSEF 3297, 1821 nucleotides. The record is from RefSeq and is a predicted model, not a curated record. Lineage: Eukaryota; Fungi; Ascomycota; Sordariomycetes; Hypocreales; Clavicipitaceae.
AUGAGGAUUGGCGCUAUGCACAGUACCGUGACGCAGACUCCAGAUGAGCGGGCCCUCAGCGCCCCGCCCACGCGGCAUGUGGAUGCUGUCAACGGCGGCCCCCCGGAUCACCAUCCUCGCCAGACGCAGCCAAGGUCUCUCGGCGAAGCUCUCCGUGAGGCUGGCGUCUCGCUGGAAAGCUCCGGACCCGCUUCCGAAACACCCAGCGAAGAAGAUUACGAUGAAAAUGUACGCCCAGCAUAUGCCAUCGGGGGCCAGGAUCAACAACAUCAGCAGCAGCAACCGCAACUGUUGCAGAGGACAAAGAACGAGAGGCAUAUAGGCAGAAAGGGGCUCGUCUCUGCACAAAUUGACUCAACCAUAGUUCGCGAUGAUGCAGGCGGAGUAAGAAUAUAUCCUGCAAACGAUCAGGCCCUCCAAGAGCUUCUUCGACGGACUUCGGAAACGGCUAAACAUCCAGACAAGGCAGCUAAACUGAAGCGCAAGUUCCGUGACCAUUUUUUUACUCACCAGUUUUCGGCCUUUGAUCCCCAUAAUUCGGCCGCCGCAAAUAGUCCUUUUCAUGGCUUCUAUACUCUCUUUUGGCUGGCUGUGGCCCUAUUUGUCCUAAAGAUUUCCGUGAAUAACUGGAGAGCGCAUGGCACUCCAUUGGGGUCAAACGAGAUUAUGAAGACCAUGUUUCAUCGGGAUGUAAUUGUGCUCCUGCUUUCGGAUGGAAUCAUGUGUGGACUCACCGGUAUCUGGCAGACCCUCUUCAUCACCGGCAUUAUCGCCUGGACCCAUGUCCGUGACUGGCCGUGGACUCAUACCGUCUUUUUCGUGCUACAUGGCAUUGUCAUGCUCAUGAAGCAGCACUCUUAUGCCUUCUACAACGGCCAUCUCUCAACAGUCUAUUUGGAACGCCUAUUUCUCCUGUCCAAACUGAAGCAACUCGACCUUGUCCAUCCAUCCGAGGAACCAUCAUCUGCUGUGCCACAGGUGUCUAGCCUAUCAAUCGACCACCUCAGAGUCCCUCCGACUGCCAUGGAACGCCGCCAUUCCCUCUCGCAAAUACCUAAAACGGAAGAGACAGACAUUGACAGGAUUGCAAAGGCGAUUGCCUCGCGUGAGCCUCUGAAUGACGAACAAAUCGCCGUAUUUGAACGAAUCAUCAAGUGGGAAGUGGAUGCAUUGGCAGACGAACUCAGAGGAACGGCCAGCGAUCCAAACAAGGCGUAUCCGAACAACCUGACAUUCUUGGGUCAUUACGAAUGGAUACCUCUGCCAACGCUGGUCUACGAACUGGAAUACCCGCGCUCUCAAGAAAUCAGUUGGAAAUAUGUUGCCGAAAAGCUGGUCGCCAUGGUUGGCGUGCUUUUUGUCAUGAACCAGGUGGCACAGUACUCCAUAUACCCCGUGGUAAUGAAGACGGUGCAGAUGAAGGAGAAUGGACUGCCGCUGGCCGCUCGAUUUCGAGAAUUUCCGCUGCUUUUGCUUGAUCUCAUCUUCCCAUUCAUGAUGGAGUAUCUGCUCGUCUGGUAUCUCAUCUGGGAAACCAUCCUCAACGUCCUUGCCGAACUCACGUAUUUUGCUGACCGCAGUUUCUACGACGCCUGGUGGAAUAGCGUCUCCUGGGACCAAUUCGCACGCGACUGGAACCGUCCCGUACACGUCUUCCUCCUCCGCCACGUCUACCACUCGUCGAUAUCAUCCAUGAAAGUCAACAAACAUACUGCCACGCUGAUAACCUUUUUCUUGUCCGCAUGCAUCCACGAGCUCGUCAUGUGGUGUUUGUUCAAUAAAUUGAGGGGUUGGUCCGACUCAGUCGUACAAAAUGGCUAA